This is a messenger RNA of Sabethes cyaneus, 10426 nucleotides long. RefSeq names its product protein kinase C, brain isozyme (gene Pkc53E). Gene Ontology annotation, biological process: protein phosphorylation. The transcript has 13 exons. The record is from RefSeq and is a predicted model, not a curated record. Bases 1747 to 3747 code for a protein of 666 amino acids. Gene Ontology annotation, molecular function: ATP binding; diacylglycerol-dependent serine/threonine kinase activity; zinc ion binding. Lineage: Eukaryota; Metazoa; Arthropoda; Insecta; Diptera; Culicidae.
CGCGAGUAGUAGUACUAGGCUUAAGCUGAACAGGGAAGAAGAAUUAAAAAGCGCUGAAAUAGUAGAAAAAUUCGCUUCUGCUUGGCUCUGCUUUUGCUGCUGCUGCCGUCACCGCCGCCGUCGUCGUCGUCGUUGUCGUCGACGACGCUUCUGUUAGAGUAUCGUUCACUAUCCAAGUAGCCAUCGUCUUCGGCUGAUGCCUAGAUGAUCUAGUGUGUGAGUGUUAAUUUUUUCGCUGUGAAAUCCACAAUCCAAAACAUCCAGUUUCUGGGUUAGUGCGGGGGAAGUGCGGCUGGUACCAGCUGAUCCCAGCAGUGUGUCCCGAUAGACUUCCUGGGGCUGCUAUCGGUUGAACUGCGAUUGAAACAAGCUAAGCUGGCAAAGAAGCGGUGAAGUUCGACGAGUAGAAAAAGGCUGCCUUUGCUUGUGGUUCUUUCUUUUCGUCAAGGUGGUUUGGUUUGCUCAGUUUCGACGUCCGGCGGGAGCGAAUCGAAGCGGGGAAGAAGAUUGAAGCUUGCUGAUGCUCUGACACUCUAUAGAAACUGUGCGCGGAGAGAAGCUAGACGGCUGUGUUUUUUUUGUUUUUUUAUUUCUCACAAGGGAAACAAAAAGAAACAGUGCAUCGUUGUUUAAUAAAUUGUUACGAGUGCUUUUUAUAGUAGCAAUAUAAUAUGCUUGAUUUUUUUGCGGUUUGUAGAAAGAGAGAGAAGAAAUUCGCGGAACAUUUGCCCUAUAGUACUCGCUAAAGCACACAAAAGAUUCGAUUUUUGUCCGUCCGGCUUGUGACUAAUACGUCCCUCUUGUCCCCCGGGGGGAUUUGUAUAGUGCAAACAUGUGAUAAUACCAUAAUUGAAUUAAUAAUAAUCGUGUGUGUGUCAGUUGUGGUCAGUCGAUAAAUAGCUUAGAACCUACGCGAGCGCCCUUUUUAGUCUUCCUUUGUUGGUCCCAUUUUGCGGUUCUUUUAUUUGGUUCUUCGCAAUUCAGAACGGAAUUCUUUCCUUUUGUAGGGCACCUGUUGGUGAACGUAGCUCUACGGUACGGUCAUUCAAUCGGGGGUUUUGAGUGUUAGUUCUAAUCCAUUUUAAACGGUGCAAAAAAACAACUUGCAGAUGCAAAUUUUUCACCCGUAAUCUAUUCGCAAUUUUUCCAUGAUGAAUUUUCCAUAAACUAGAAUUCGCACUGACACGCACACAUUAACCGGAGGGUAAAAUUGGCGGAGAAAUUCUCUCUCUUUUUCCAUCCACGUGAGCUGAGCAGUGCGAGCCAGUCAGUGGGUUUCGGAAAAUUUUGCCAGCCAGCCAGCCAGUUAGUUUGCAGUACGUACUCUUGCUCGGUGGGAAAGUGCGUGUUUCAUAGUGUUGGUGAGUGUCCCAGCAGCACACGUGCUGAUCCUAGCAAUCCGUCAUCUUUUCACAACAGUAGCAGUAGUAGUAGUAGGCGAAAAGGAUCUGGGAAUUCCGUCGCGUGUGCCGUCCUGUGCCGCACUGAAAAGCACUCACACAGUUCUCACUCCCAGUGAACUUCGAUCCAGCAGCUGACCGCGAGCGAGAUUCCGAAGCAACAGCAGGUUGUACUGAUUUUACGUCUCAGAAAUUGGUGAAAAAAAAAAAGAAAAACAAAAGGAAAAGUGCUACCUACUUCUGAUAGUGUUUCUGUCUGUCUGUGGCGGGUUCUAAGUUCCGUUCGACGAGGAAGAACGCCGAGGAAACUUAAAAUCGCAUCGGCCGCACUAGUUUCGCCGUCAUCAUGGCCGACGAAGAUAACACCCUGGACGAGAUGCCGGAAGGCGAGAACAAGUUCGCCAUGCGCAACCGAGGCCGGAAGGGUGCGCUGAAGAAGAAGAAUGUCUAUAAUGUCAAAGAUCAUCGCUUCAUUCCGCGCUUCUUCAAGCAGCCCACGUUCUGUUCGCACUGCAAGGAUUUCAUCUGGGGAUUCGGCAAGCAAGGCUUUCAAUGUCAAGUUUGCUCCUUCGUCGUCCACAAGCGCUGCCACGAGUACGUGACCUUCAAGUGUCCGGGUGCGGAUAAGGGAGCAGAUUCAGACGCACAAAAUCCGCAUAAAUGGCAAGGAUAUACUUUCAUUACACCAACCUUUUGCGAUCACUGCGGUUCGAUGUUGCACGGGAUCGCGCAUCAGGGUUUAAAAUGUCAAGCAUGUGAUAUGAACGUACACAAACGGUGCGAGGAGAGUGUACCGAACCUGUGCGGAUGUGACCACACCGAGCGGCGAGGGCGCAUCCAGCUUGCCAUCACGCAUACGGCCAACAAGCUCAAUAUCGAAGUGAAACAGGGCCGCAACCUGAUCCCGAUGGAUCCGAACGGCUCCAGUGAUCCGUACGUCAAGAUCAAGCUGAUUCCAGACUCGGACAAUGUGAAGAAGAAAACCAAGACCAUUCGGGCGUCGUUGAAUCCGGUGUGGAAUGAAACACUAACCUUCGAGCUCAAGGCGGAGGACAAGGAUCGCCGCGUUCUGAUCGAGGUUUGGGAUUGGGAUCGUACCUCACGGAACGACUUUAUGGGUUCGCUAUCGUUCGGUAUCUCGGAGAUACUGAAGAAUCCCGUGGACGGGUGGUUCAAGCUGCUCACCCAGGAGGAAGGCGAAUACUAUAACGUUCCGGUGCCGGAGGAGGGUACCGAUCUGGUGCAGCUCAAGAGCCAAAUGAGAAAGACAUCAAUUUCCAAGAAGAUGCCGGUGCUCGGCGACAAAGAUGUUCCUCACAACAUGGGCAAGAAGGAUGUGAUACGGGCUACGGACUUCAACUUCCUGAUGGUCCUCGGCAAGGGCUCGUUCGGUAAGGUUAUGCUAGCCGAACGGAAGGGAACGGACGAGUUGUACGCGAUUAAGAUUCUCAAGAAGGACAUCAUCAUCCAGGACGAUGACGUCGAGUGCACCAUGGUGGAGAAACGGGUCCUAGCGUUGUCCAAUAAGCCACCAUUUUUGGUGCAGUUGCAUUCCUGCUUCCAAACGAUGGAUCGGCUAUAUUUUGUGAUGGAGUAUGUAAAUGGAGGAGAUCUCAUGUUCCAGAUUCAACAAUGUGGCAAAUUUAAAGAACCUGUUGCGGUCUUCUACUCGUCGGAGAUCGCCAUCGGGCUGUUCUAUCUGCACUCACGUGGAAUCGUCUACCGUGACUUAAAGCUCGACAACGUACUGCUGGAUCAGGACGGACAUAUCAAGAUUGCCGAUUUCGGCAUGUGCAAGGAGGGCAUCGCCGGCGACAAAACUACCAAGACGUUCUGCGGUACGCCGGAUUACAUUGCCCCGGAGAUUAUUUUGUACCAACCGUAUGGAAAAUCGGUUGAUUGGUGGGCUUACGGUGUGCUGCUGUACGAGAUGCUGGUUGGACAGCCACCCUUCGACGGGGAGGACGAGGAGGAGCUUUUCGCCGCCAUUACCGAUCACAACGUUUCGUAUCCGAAGAGCUUGAGCAAGGAGGCGAAGGAUGUCUGCAAGGGGCUUUUGACUAAGAACCCACAAAAACGUCUAGGCUGUGGACUUCGUGGCGAAGAGGACGUCCGAGCUCAUGCCUUUUUCCGUCGUAUCGAUUGGGAGAAGAUUGAGAAUCGCGAAGUGCAGCCCCCGUUUAAGCCGAAAAUUAAACAUCGCAAGGAUGUGUCCAACUUCGAUCGUCAGUUCACCUCGGAAAAGACGGAUCUGACACCAACCGAUAAGCUGUUUAUGAUGAAUCUGGACCAGACCGAGUUUAAUGGCUUCUCCUAUUUGAAUCCGGAAUUUGUGGAGCACAUCUAAGGAAUUUACGGAUUAGCAUCAGCGACCAACGCGCGAAGGAAGAAGGCUUCUCGACUUAGGAACCGACUUUUUAGCAGCCCCAUAAUGCAGGGGACCGCCAAACAUAAGAAAACCCCAGGAAUUAAGUAUAUUCUGCUCAAUUUCAGUGUCGUGCACAUUAUUAGGCAGCGAAGCGUCUGCCAUCCCCCAAAGAUACAAGCAAAUCCCAUUUUAACGUGUAAGAAAGUAUUCGCUUCUACUCCGUUAGAAGCUAGUGUAAAGCCAUACUAGAGCGUCCCAAAGUGUUUCUGAACCAGUUUCGGUCUUCCCUUCGGAGGUAAAUCCAAAAUCGACACCAAAAACCAGAUCAAGCGUUUUAUAAGCUUCUCGCCUUCUCUACUUCCUAUCCCGAACGCUAACGGGCUUCGAUAGUGUCCCCGCAGCAGGAUGAUUAUCAAUCCAGGCCAAACAAAAAAAAACAUUAUUACAGAGUCUAAUAAUACUGUUAUGUCUAUCGAAAUGUGGCACCUUGUUAUCUACUAUACACAUAAACACACUCUUACUUACUUACAUUCUUUUCAUAUUUACAUACGAAUGCAAUGUGAAUACCUUUUGGAUUCUUAUUAUAUACAAAACAAGAGGGAAGAAAAUGAUCCUAUUCAAAUCAUAAAUGUUGAAAUAAAAUAAGUGGAAAAAAAUAAUUAAAUACCCUAGCAGUAGUAAAUGAGAACAAACAAGUUCAGAAGAAAAGAGUAGUGCACCAAACAAAAAAAAAGAACCCCAUAGUUUUCAUCAUCAAUAUCACACAAGUGGUAAAAAUAUUUUCAAACUUUACACCGCCAGCAGUUCCAUUUCUCUUGUACGCGAACUGAAUUCAGCAAUUCCAUGGGAGAAAAAGUCCUACCGAAGUUUAGAAGUGCCCGGAUUUUGUCGAAAUACUGCUUUUCUUUUUCUAAAAGUCGAUAACUUUUGAACCACUGAACCGAUUUCGAAGAUUUUGGUACCAAAAUAACGAAAAUCGGUUCGGUGGUUCAAAAGUUAUGCACUAUUGAAAAAAAAGAAUGGUUGAAAACACUUCGAACGAAGCCGAAACAUUUUUAAAAUUUUGAAAGUAUUUCUUUCGUGGACUUGCUGAAGUAGUAGUUAAACAAAUCCGUGCUGAAUCUGCACUCGGUCGGACGCACCCUUCCGGUGCCACAGUGGUGCCAAAAGGACGAGUGGAAAGUGGAACUUUUCCCCUAGCGUCGUUUGUUUUCAUUUAAGCAUUUUCCACACAAUCUGAGAAUGUUAAAAGUUACUCAUGAUUUACCAUGGUAAAAAUAAAAGAAAAAUACAUGGUUUCUUCGGCCAAGUUGUAGAAAAUGUACAAGCAAGCAAAUCUGCUAAAGAAAUAACAUUUCUAUCUCUACUCAGCGCAGAACUAUAGAGCAUUUUCUUAAAAAAGUUCUUUAAAAAUUAGUUAAAAACUUAACUUUUGUUGGUUGUACUUUACAAGAACACAUUAUUCUAGCCAAUUAUCGAAGUACUCAAAAUACACGUUUUUACAGAAGACGGCAAAUCUCUAGGACAUUCACUUGCUAAGUUAUUGCAUGUUUAAACCUCAUUUUUUCUCAGUUUCUCAGACCUAUAGACCUAAAAUGGGGCGAGUGGAUAGAUCAAAUCAGUGAUAUAUCUUGAAGCUUAGGUCAAGUACUACCAAAGCACGGCCAGCAUGUGUUUUAUGUGUUUUGCGUUCGCCAAAGACUCAAAUAAAUAAAUAACUUUUUUAUGUUAGUAGAUAGAGACAUGGUUUCUUCAGCAAAGUUGUAGAAAAUGUAAAGGCAAACAACUUUGCUGAAAAAAUGACAUUUAUAUCUCUAUCGGAUGCACAGCUAUAGGGCAUUUUCUCUAAAACUUCUUUAAAAGUUAGUUUUUCAGACUUAACUUUUGUUGGUUGCAUUUUACAAGAACAUAUUAUUCUAGGAAAUUAUCGAAACACUCAAAACACACGUUUUUGCAGAAGACUGCAAAUUCCUUUAAAAGCUAUCGCUUGUUAAAGCUUUAUUUUUCGUUAACUUCUCGCGUCAAUAGGGUAGAAUGGGCCAAGUGGGGCAUUUCUUCAUCCAAUGGGUUCGUGAACUUAAAGAAAAAUAAAUUCAAAAGGUUUGCAGUCUUCUACAGAGUCGUGUGUUUUGAGUACUUCGAUAAUUUUCUAGAACAAUAUGUUCUUGUAAAAUGCAACCAACAAAAGUUAUGCAUGAAAAACUAAUUUAUGAACAACUUUCAAACAAAAUACUCUGUAACUACACUCGAAAGAGAUUGAACUAUCAUUUUUUCAACAAAUUUGUUUGUCUUUAUAUUUGCUACAACUUCUCCGAAGAGACUAUGUCUGUGUUUCCCAACACAAAGUUCUUUUCGUAUUUUUAUCGUCGUAAGCCAUGAGUAAUUUUUGAUAGUUCCAGAUUAUGGGGGGUAUUCCUACAAACAGAAAUUCCGAAGUCACUAUAUUGAUAAAAUGAAUGCCAAAGACGACAUGAAAAACACCUUUUUUCUUUAAAAAUUAGUUUUUCAUAAUUAACUUUUAUUGGUUGCAUUUUACAAGAACAUAUUAUUCUAGGAAACUAUCGAAGCACUCAAAAUACACGUUCUUGCAGAAGUCGGAAAAUCUCUAUGAUCUUUUCUUUCAAAGCUGUCGCUUAUUGAAGCUUUAUUUUUCAUUAACUUGUCGAGUCACUAGGGUAGAAUGGGGCAAGAGGGCGCAUUUCAUCCAAUAGGUUCGUGAUAGUAAGAAAAAAUAAUGCUUAAAUAAGCGAUAACUUUGUAAAGAAACCUCCAAAAGAUUUGCUGCCUUCUGGAGAAACGUGUAUUUUGAGUGCUUCGAUAAUUGCCUAAGACAAUAUAUUCUUGUAAAAUGCAACCAACAAAAGUUAUGCAAGAAAAACUAAUUUAUAAACAACUUUCAAAGAAAAUACUCUGUAACUCUACACUCGAAAGAGAUAGUAAUAUCAUUUUUUCGGCAAAUUUGCUUGCCUUUAUAUUUGCUUCAACUUCUUCGAAGAGACCAUGUCUGUGUUUCCUAACACAAAAAAGUUAUUUUCUUAUUUUUAUGAGUAAUUUUUGACAGUUUCUGAGUAUGAGGUGUAUUUCUACAAACAGAAGUUCCGAAGUCACUAUAUUGAUAAAAUGAAACCCAAAGAUGACAGGAAAAAAGUUCCACUUCUCCCCCUUUUGGACCACUGUGCGGCGCCCACUUGGAUUGCGUAAAAUUCAACGAACGAACAAUAGACACACUGACACAUUGACACUCCCAUACAGGCAGGUUGUAAGCGGUGGUUUGCGCGGUCGCCCCGCCCCUCUCGGGCUCCGCAAGUGCGUAUUGAUGAGUUUUCUGUUAAAACUUCCAUUCUUUAGUAGCAAUAAUUAUCGAUAUUUAAGCGAAAUCAUCUCGACUAUGUAUAACUUGUAGGCAAAAAAACACACACACAGAGAGAAAUGAAAGGAAAAAAUGCAAAAAAAAACAUUAAUAUAUAAUAAAAAAUGAAACAACAAAAUGGAGCUUUAAUCUUGCACUUUAUAUUAUAUAUAAAUGAAAUGAAAAAAAAAAACAGAAAGUAUAUUAUCCUUUUUACUGAAAUAACAUACAUUUAAAAGAGUAACUUACAGAAUUAUUAAAUCGUAAUUGUGAUAAUAGUGAAAAUUAAUCAUUUCAGUAAAGUAAAAAAACAUGAACAGGAAAAAUUCCCUUGUGAGAUUCCUCCCGUACUCCCUCUCUCUCUUACUCACGUACAUAAAUUGCAUAUAAACAUACAGAAAAACACUCACAAAUACACACUCGAAACAAAAUUUUGUGCAUGACAACAAAUGAAAGCAUCCUGGGUAACUAACGGAGUUUUAUUGUACUCUUAAAAAGGUUUUUAUGACCAAUUUCAGCCAUUAAAACCUUUAUAAGACUGUAAUAAAACCGUUUGUUACUUGGAAUUAGACAUAACACAUAUUAUUACUAGCGAAAAAAACCCAGCAGGAUAGUAACAACUAAAAACGGUAGAACAGAACAUACACUCCUCUCCCGUGUCUCUGUGUGGCGGGAGAGAGAGUGGCUGGCAAAACAUUGAAUAGUAUUGAACUUAGUAUUUCUAUUUAUUAUCGAAGCAAAACUAAGCAAAACAAAGCAAAGCAAAGCAAAAAAAAAAAGAUAUUCAUGUCGUAAAUAAUACACACACAGAAGAGAGGGGAGAGAAACCACUGCGAAAUCUCUAAUAUCUAGGAUAUUGUAUUUAACUAAAUAAGCAAAAAACAAAGCUGAUUUGAGAAUGAAUGGCGCAGAACGGACUCAACCGGGCCGCCGGAGGCGGCGAGAAGCAGUGCUGUAGUGAAGAAAAAUAUUGCAGAAAAUCUCACUAUAAUUUUGACAAUCUAAAUGUAGUUAAACUAUAUAAAGAAAGAAGAUAAGGAAGAAAACAAAACAGAAUAGCCUAGCGUAGGUAUCGGUACAUCGGUAUUUUACUGUAAACCAACCAAAAAAUGAGAAAGUGAAGAAAAAAUGAAGUGAAAAAAAAAACAGACACACACACACAUUCCAAUAUGAAUGCUCACGCCAGAUAGUUGAAGUGAGAUCGCAGAAGGCGCUGAAUGCCUUCGCGUCUCGCUUCGCUUCGCGGAGCAGAAAAGUCUGGAAAAAGUCGUAGAAUAAUCGCCCUCUAGAUAUUUUAUCGAAGACACGCGCGAGAGCAUGAAGAGAGGAGAAUUUCUAGUUGCAUGAGAUUAUUUAUACUUAUUUGCUGUGAAUGGAACAAGUUUCGUUGCUUUGUUGCGCUAAACAAGAACGAUUACCGGAAAAGAAGCAAGAAAAUUAAUAGUCACUAAUGUUAAAAACGAUAUUUGUUCGACUAGUUUUGUAAAUGUUGUUGAAUUUGAGCAUGUUCUUAUUACUUAUAUUUCUAUACAGCGUACAGUUCUUGCCACUAUACUGAAUACUUUAAAUCAAUAUUAAACGGAACAAGUAAAUAAACAAUGAGAAACUAAACAAAAGAAAAUAAGCUGAAGCAAAAUCCUCCAAACCAGGUUUGCCUCGAAAAUGGCGUCGAAACGUUGCUACGGUUGAAACGGAGAUAAUCUUAACCAUCAACGAAAUCCCACCUUGCAAAAUGAAACUUCACCAACAACAAAACAAUACUGGCAGCAGGAAACUGAAACUAAAACAAAACAAAAAAUCAGACAAAACUAGAAAACUGUGCUGUCUCUCUGACUGACAAACACCAACACACCAAGUUUAGAUGUGCAAUUAGUUCUACGAUCCUUCGCGCUAGAGAGAGUUCUUUUCUUUCCGAUCCAAGUAGGCCCCCUACUCCCCCAGUGCAAAAUGCAAUACCACACAUACGAACGGAAUACUCAGUUACCAUUGUUACCAACAAACCAAAAACGAGAAAAAAACACACUCACACAGUGUUAGGGCAACACACACGUAGACGGGCAGACACGGCUCAAUCCCUUGCGAGUCGUCGGUAGUCGGAGAAAAUCGGUCAGCCAAUGAUAAACAAUAAUAAAAUGGAAGAAGCAAAAAAAAAAACAACCUAAUGAACCUGAAAAUAAAUGCUAAUAAAGUGAGAGUUAAACAAAAGUUUACAAAGCAAACAAAAAAUACUUAUAAAUAUUUAAUAACAAAGCAAAAUGUGUAAGGAAAUUUCUAUUUCACCACUGCCUUAAUUUUUAAAUCUAUGAACAAUUUGUGAGAGAAUCGCGAAAUCACACACUCACACUCAUACUCAAAACAACACUUGUAUAAAAUAAAACAAACCAAGAAAUCGGCACAGUACAGCCGUGUGAAACUAUUCGAAACCAAGUACAGUCUUAUUAUUAUUCUCCUAUGUAUACUAUUUAAUGGUAUCAGCUAAUAAUAAGCGAAUAAUAACAAACAAAAGAUCGUAACAGUAACAAAGAAUCUUCACCCAACUGAACGGCAAUACCAAGCGGCACACACAUUCUUGAAAGUGGGGGGAAACAGUUUUAAGCAAGCAGCCGACCGUUUUUAUCGUAUUCAUCGAUCGAUUCAACAAACAAGUUCAACAACUUGGCUUGGCAACACUCACUCACUCACUCACUCACUCGAAAGGAUAUUUCAAGCAUUUUACAUUUUCAGUGUUUUUUCUUCCACACCUCUAAUUGUUAAAUCAGAAUUUUGAAGAUAUCGAUUGAAUUUAAGCGAAAGAAAAUUGAACAAAAAAAAACAAAGCAUAACUAAAUAGACACGUUAAGUGGAGAAGAAGCAGCUCAGCAAGUUUCGGGGGUCAACCACCGCACCGGUUAGUGGACCGCAGACAAACAGCAGCUAGGUUAGUUAAAAAACACUUUGAACAAUAGAAACAACUGCAGCAGAAAAACAAGUAUAUAUAUAAACAAACAGACAAACAGACAAACAAAAAACUAGCAAGCUUUUAAAUAAUCAGUGCAUGCAAAACAAACAAAACUGUAAUAAAGUUGGCAGUGGAAUGGAGAAAACUGAAUUCAGCCAGCGAUGCAACACUUUUACAUAAUCACACAAACACACACACACACACACACGAUUUUGGCCUCACUCAAUGGAAGAAAACCACUUUUUAACCUACAACACAACACAAACCAGAAGCAAACAAGUUAAACAAGAGACAAACAAACAAAAAACCCGUACUGGAAAGAAAAGAAAAUAAUCACCGUGGAAAAUGUGAGGAAAUACAGCAUAAAUCAU